Messenger RNA from Microsporum canis CBS 113480, 1485 nucleotides. RefSeq lists its product as hypothetical. Gene Ontology annotation, biological process: transmembrane transport. The transcript is spliced from 3 exons. Gene Ontology annotation, molecular function: transmembrane transporter activity. The record is from RefSeq and is a predicted model, not a curated record. Lineage: Eukaryota; Fungi; Ascomycota; Eurotiomycetes; Onygenales; Arthrodermataceae. The coding region runs from base 1 to 1485 and encodes 494 amino acids.
AUGCUGGAAAUGGAGUCUAGAGAUGUAUCCAAGCCUGUGGGCGUCCACAGCGAUCAAUCUUCUGGCGCAGAGCAGGAUGCCCCCAUAAAUUGGUCAUGGCUUCGCAAGCAUCUUAUCCUGCUGCAGUGCGGCUUCCAUGCUGCCGGUCCCGGAUUCACCAGUGCUCUCCCCAUCCCCGGGAUCCACGAGAUGACAGAGCAGUUUAAUGUUGCUCCCCAGACGGCAACCUAUCUCAUCGGCGUCCAUGUCCUCUUUCUGGGCGUGGCUCCUUUUCUCUGGAACCCGAUCAUGUCCUCGUAUGGACGACGACCAGUACUUGUGGCAAGCAUGUUGCUCUCCUGCAUUGCGGCGUUGGGCGGCGGCUUCGCAAAGACAUACGGCACCCUGAUGACGGCGAGAGUGUUCCAGUCCAUCGGCAUAUCAUCUGGGUUUGUCGUUCCCGGAGUCAUCGUCGUGGAACUCUUCACCGCCGAGGAACGGGGGAGCAAGAACGGGAUCUGGACGCAGAUGGUGGCUAUAGGAGCUCCUUUGGGCGGAGUAAUCGGUGGCCCCGUCGUUCACUAUCUCGGCUGGCAGUGGACUCAGUGGAUUAUUGCUAUCAUAAAUGGCGUCCAGCUGCUAGGCUUUAUUCUCACCUGUCCGGAGACAUCGUACCGACAUCGACAGCACUCCGGACUCGGCAUGUACCAUCCUUCAGAGCUGAUGCGCCUCCCAAGGUUCCUGCCCGGCCAACUGAGCGUCCGGUCUCUCCUUGAGCCAAUCUUCUUCUUGCAGUCUCCGCAUCUGGUCCUCAUUGCUCUGGCAUACGGCGUCACCUUUGCAAUCACAUCUCCCGGCAUUUCCGUCAUUCUACCGCUAGCAUUGGAGGAAUUCUACGGCUUCGGCGCGAUCGCCCAGGGCCUCUUCUUCCUCGGACCCUUGGUGGGCGUGCUGCUGGGCGAGCGGUUAGGCGGCCCGGGCAGCGACUGGGCCAUGAACCGGGAACGUCGCCGGGCUGCCGCCGCCAAUGACCGAGAGCGCCUGGAAUCUCGUCUAUACGUCGGCCUACCCGGCUACGUGAUUGUGGUCGUGGGCGUGGUCAUCUUUGGCGUGACCCUGCAAAACCGCACCCACUGGAUCGCACCUUGUCUUGGGUUUGCGAUUUCUAAUUUUGGGCUGCAGCUGGUUACCACGCCCCUCAAGACUUACUGCGUCGACUGCUAUCCAUCCAAGGCGCCCUCAGUUCUGCAGCUGAUCAACGUCAUCCGCCAGACCGUCUCCUUUACCGUCCCCUUCUGGAGCCCCAACCUGAACGAAGCUGUCGGAUAUGGACUAGGCUUUGGCAUCGAGGCAAUUAUCCUGGUUGUAUUUUACCUGUGUAGCCUGCUCGUCCUUUGGAAGGGCCCCGUUUGGAGACAGGCGGUGCAGCCCGAUCAGGGAUUCUGUUCCUGGGGUUUCGGGCUUGAGCCGAUGGAGUUUCGGCUAUUUUUAUUACUGGCCAAUUGA